GGGCUGCAGCUGAUCUGCAAUCAGGAGCCUGGUGCUGCGCUGCGCCACCGCUCCGGCUCUCUCUCCCCAUCGGAGACCGAGGAGAGGGUUGGGAUGAGGAGGAAUAGCCGAAGGGAGGGAUGGCUGAGUUACACGGAGAGAAACACCCUCACACGCCUCCACUCACUUAGUAUCCGAAGACAGGAGGAGCGAGAAGAGGAGGAAAAGGAGCGCGUCGGGAGGCAGCAGCAGCCGAUGUUCAGAGGCGUCUCUUUUGGGAUAAAAGGACGCGUUGGAUUCAUGAGUACAGAGGUGUAAACAGCUGGAUGUGAGGAUGUUGUCGACAGGAGGGGUCAGGUGGUGCUGGUGGGCUCUACUGGUGAUGCUGGCUCUUGUUUCCUGUUUCCCCAGUAAAGCUCAGAGUCAGGUUGCAGCUCCUCGGAGGCUUCGCUUCAAGGUGCAGAGUCCCAGCAAACUCCUCGUUGCGUGGAGGGAACCCAAAGGAGACGUCGACAGCUAUUUAUUUUUCUACAACAGCAUACCAGGUGGUCAACAGAAGGAGAUCAUCGUGUCUAAAUCUGACACUAAGGUGUUGAUAACGGACUACAAACCCUCUAAGGACUAUGUUUUCAGUGUCAUCGCUGUCAGAGGUGGAGAGCAGAGCAGACCACUUCAGAGCAGAUUUAAAGCUCAUACAAAAGAACGAGGACAUACUGAUGGACAGGACAAAACGGAGGCCCAGCGACUGACGGAUCCUGUGGGACCUACUGAGGAUGCCAACGAGAUCUCUGGAGCCGAUCAGUUUGUGUGCCACACCGAGGCCGUUGCAGAUAUUGUGAUCCUGGUUGAUGGUUCUUGGAGUAUUGGGAGGAUCAACUUCAAGCUGGUCCGGAUAUUUCUGGAAAAUCUGGUCAAUGCCUUUGAUAUAGGCAUUGACAAGACAAGGAUAGGUCUGGCGCAGUACAGCGGCGAUCCCAGGAUCGAGUGGCAUCUAAAUACUUACUCCACUAAAGAUGCAGUCAUCGAUGCAGUCAAGAACCUGCCCUACAAAGGAGGAAACACUCUCACAGGCCUAGCAUUGACUUUUAUCCUGGACAACUGUUUCAAGCCUGAAUCUGGCUCUCGUGUCGGGGUGCCGAAGAUUGGGAUCCUCAUCACAGAUGGAAAAUCCCAGGAUGAUGUGAUGCCACCAGCAGAAAGCCUGAGAAAGGCUGGUGUUGAGCUGUUCGCUAUCGGUGUAAAGAACGCUGACGAGAAUGAGCUGCGCUCCAUCGCCUCCGAGCCAGAGGACACUCACGUCUACAAUGUGGCUGACUUCAACAUUAUGAGCUCUAUAGUCGAGGGGUUGACAAAAAUAGUGUGUGAGCAAGUGGAGCAGCAAGACAAAGACAUCAAGCAGAAAUUUGUACCGGAGGAAACAGGAAUGCCACUCCGCCUGGUGACAUCAGAAGUCACUGCGCAAAGCUUUCGGGUCUCAUGGAGCCCUGCUCCUGGGAACGUAGACGAAUACAGAGUGGUUUAUCAUCCUGUUCAGGGAGGAGAGCCGCUAGAGGCUGUGGUGUCUGGCGAUGAGACGUCAUUGGUGUUACAGAACCUCAGCUCUCGAACGGAGUAUCAGCUCGCCGUGUUUGCCGUGUAUGCAAAUGAGGCAAGUGAAGCUCUGAGAGGAUCAGAAACCACCUUGGCUCAUCCAGCAGUGGCCAUCCUUCAGCUGUUUGAUGUGACUCAAAGCUCCAUGACAGCGAGAUGGAAGAAAGUAGGUGGAGCCUCAGGCUACCUGGUGUUGUACGCCCCUCUCGUAGAAGAUGGUGACUUGGACAGGAAGGAGGUGAGUGUAGCUGAUGCAGUCAUGGAGCUGGAGCUGGAAGGUUUGAUGCCUGACACUGAAUACGCCGUGACGGUUUAUGCCAUGUAUGGAGAGGAGACCAGCGACCCAGUUACAAUCCGAGAAACGACGUUACCAUUGAGUUCCCCCAAGAAUCUCCAGUUUUCUGGCAUCACUCACAACUCAGCCCACAUCAGCUGGGACCCAGCAUCCGGUGAAGUCAAAGGCUACCGCAUCAAGUGGGUCAUGACUGAUGGACAAGUCACUAAGGAGGUGGAGGUGGGCCCAGUGACCUCUUACGACCUUAAGGAGCUGGCAUCCCUGAUGGAGUACUUUGUAGCCAUCUUUGCCGUGCACAGCGAGGGACAGUCAGCACCGCUCACCGAUGGCUUCACUACCACUCCAGUCCCCGGUCCUCUAAACCUACAUUCCAGUAAUGUCAAGGCAGACAGCUUUAAGGUCAGCUGGGAUCACUCAGCCAAGGACAUCGUUCUCUACAGACUCUCCUGGGCACCAUUCGCUGGUGGUGACACAAAGGAGGUGAUCCUGAGUGGAAGUGAAAACCAAUACGUUCUCACAGAUCUAAGUCCCUCUACGGAAUACGAAGUCUUGCUGACGGCCGUUUUCACAGACGAAUCGGAGAGCGACGCCGUCUCUGUCAUAGCAACCACACUGGCGCGUAAGGCUGUGAGAAACCUUUCCCUGACGGAUGAGACCACCCAGAGCUUGGAUGCAUCUUGGGAGCUGGAAGACCCCAAUGUGGACAGCUACAGGAUUUCCUAUGUCAGCCUCAGUGGGAACCACAACAAGGAGGCUGUGUCAGUUGGUGGUGAUCAGAAACGUGCGGUUCUCCAGCCUUUAAAACCGGACACCCAGUAUAGAGUGACAGUCACACCAGUGUACAGAGAUGGACAAGAUGGCACAAAUGUUUCUGCUGUGGGUUCAACAUUCCCACUCCUGACAGCCGAAAACCUCCGUGUGUCAGAGGAGUCGUACAACCGCUUCAGGGUCUCUUGGGAUCCACCUCAGGCUCCUACUGUGGGCUACAGGAUUGUCUACCAGCCUGUCUAUGCUCGAGGUUCAGUUUUGGAGACGACAGUGGGCGAAGAUGUGAACUCCAUUCUUCUUCUAAACCUGCUGAGUGGGACCGAGUACAACGUCCAAGUGACAGCGUCCUAUCCUGCAGGACAGAGUGAACCGAUGCUGAUUAAUGCAAAGACAUUGUUUCUGGGUGUCUCUGGCUUGUCCGCCUACCAGGUGCGUCCCAACAGCAUGUGUGUUCAGUGGCAACCCCUUCUACAGGCUACGUCAUACAGGGUCUCUAUACAGUCAACACUCAAUGAUCAGAGGCAGGAAGUGAACCUGGGGGGCGCAGCUUCCCGUCAGUGUUUCUAUGAUCUGACUCCCAGCAGCCAAUACCAGAUCAGUAUUUACACACAGACACGUGAAAUGGAAGGACCGUCUGUAUCCAUCACAGAGAUGACACUGCCGGCCCCUACUCAGGCCCCGACUGAACCCCCCACCACAGAGUCCCCACCUACCCUCCCACCUGCCAAAGAAGUGUGCAAGGAGGCCAAGGCAGACCUGGUGUUCCUGGUGGAUGGCUCCUGGUCCAUCGGAGACGACAACUUUAUGAAGAUCACACAUUUUCUCUACAGCACCAUGGGAUCAUUGGAUCAGAUCGGACCAGACGGCACCCAGGUGGCCGUCGCUCAGUUCAGUGAUGAUGCACGGACGGAGUUCCAGCUGAGUUCCCAUGGCAACAAGGAAGCCCUGCUAGAAGCGAUACAGAAGAUCCAGUACAAGGGAGGAAACACCAAAACAGGUCGAGCCAUCAAACAUGUGAAGGAAUCCAUUUAUACACCAGCAGCAGGAGCCAGGAGGGGCGUUCCUAAAGUCCUGGUUGUUCUGACUGAUGGACGUUCACAAGAUGAUGUAAACAAAGUGUCCAGAGAGAUGCAAAUGGAAGGCUACAUCAUCUUUGCCAUCGGCUUUGCGGAUGCAGACUACGGAGAGCUGGUGAACAUUGCCAGUAAACCCAGUGAUCGGCACGUCUUUUUUGUGGAUGAUCUGGACGCUGUGAAGAAAAUAGAAGAGCAGCUCAUCACCUUCGUCUGUGAGGCUGCAACUGCCACAUGUCCAUCGGUUUUGAUGGGUGGUAACACGAUGGCAGGUUUCAGGAUGAUGGAGAAGUUUGGCCUGGUGGAGAAGGAGUACAGCUCCAUACCUGGAGUUUCUCUGGAGCCCGGCUCCUUCAACAGCUUCUCCUGCUACAGGUUGCACCGCGACGCUCUGGUGUUACAGCCCACCAUUUACCUUCAUCCUGAGGGUUUACCGUCUGACUACACCAUUUCUAUGAUGCUUCGUUUACUCCCUGAGACGCCGCAGGAACCCUUUGCAUUGUGGGAAAUUCUCAACAAAAACAAUGAGCCAUUGGUGGGACUAAUCCUUGACAAUUCAGGGAAGACAUUGACGUUCUUCAACUAUGACUACAGAGGAGACUUCCAAACGGUUACCUUCGAAGGACCAGAUAUCAAAAAAAUCUUCCAUGGCAGCUUCCACAAGCUCCAUGUAACUGUCAGCAAGACGUCAGUGAAAGUGGUGUUGGAUUGUUCAGCAGUGGGAGAGAAACCAGUCGGCGCAGCUGGGAACAUCACCACAGACGGGGUGGAGAUCCUGGGAAGAAUGGUUCGGUCCCGAGGCAAAAGAGACAACUCUGCACCAUUUCAGCUGCAGAUGUUUGACAUCAUCUGCAGCACGUCCUGGGCCAGCAGAGAUAAGUGCUGCGAGCUGCCAGCAUUGAGAGUUGAAGAGCAGUGCCCUCCCAUGCCUCAUUCCUGCACCUGCUCCCAGGAGAGUGAAGGACCUCCAGGACCCUCCGGACCUCCUGGUGGUCCGGGUGUAAGAGGUGCCAGAGGAGACAGAGGGGAGCCAGGAGUGACGGGACCUCAGGGCCCUACAGGAGAAGCUGGCCCACCUGGACCUCCAGGACCUCCUGGUCCUCAGGGACCCAGUGGACUCUCCAUUCAGGGACCCCCAGGUGUCCGCGGUGAGAAGGGGGAGAGAGGGGAGAUCGGACCAGCAGGACCACUAGGGGUUCCUGGGAGUCCCGGCUCACCUGGUAGAGAAGGCCCACCAGGACUCAGGGGUCAGACGGGGAACAGCGGACCACAGGGACGACAAGGACCCACAGGACCUGUCGGAGCGCCGGGAGCUCCAGGAGCUCCAGGACCAGGUGGGCCAGCAGGGUCCACAGGAGAUCAAGGACUUCCUGGCCCAGUUGGUACAAAAGGAGAUAAAGGAGAAAGAGGCGAUGUGAUGUCCCAAUCUGCAGUGAGGACAAUUGCUCGGCAGGUGUGUGAGCAGCUGAUCCAGGGUUACAUGUCUCGUUAUAACUCCAUCUUGAACCAGAUUCCUCUCCAGUCAUCGUCGUCAGUCAGAACGGUACCUGGACCGCCAGGAGAGCCGGGCAGGACUGGUCCUCCUGGUCCUCAGGGAGAGCAAGGCCCACCUGGCAGACUUGGGUUCCCGGGUACAAAUGGCCAGAGCGGUCAGCCAGGUGAAAGAGGUCUACCAGGAGAGAAGGGGGACAGGGGGAGUCCAGGUGUCGGGAGUCAGGGUCCUCGAGGACCACCCGGUCCUCCCGGCUUGCCAGGUGAAGGACGGACAGGCAGCCAAGGCCCACCAGGUCGGCCCGGUAGCCCCGGUGCAGCAGGUAGGCCCGGUAAUCCAGGAACCACAGGACCAGCCGGUCCGCCAGGAUACUGUGAUCAGAACUCGUGUCUGGGAUACAACGUUGGAGCUCAGCAGGAUUAUGGGAAUGAUUACUGAGGAACGUUCUCCAGGCAUCUUCUCCUCCUCCUGUCUUCACCUGGUUACAGAAAAAAUCCCUCCAAGAACACUAGAUGAGCUCCGACCUCCAGACUUUGCAGCAGUGGUUUAAAAACAAACACUGUUAUUUAAAACCAGUGAGGGCUUUGCUAAAAUGACCGUUAUCUCUUCUGGGUCCGGUGCCAAUCUAAAACACAUUAUUCACCUGAUUCCCCACAUACUGAGGUUUGAUUUCUGAAUAAUAACAGAAACUAAAUUUGCAUCGAGAUUAAAAUGGAUUUAUUGUCCCAAAAAAACUUGACAUUGCUGCCAUCACCAAUCACAAUGCCAUUUGUCAACAAUUACUCACGUCCUGUGCUCUGCAACAGCGUUCUCCCUCCACUUUCACCUGCUCGGAGCUCAGAUCUCAUUAAAACUAAUCACAUCUUUCAAAGCCAGAUCAAUCUGCUCAACGGUGAUGAAUAGCUUUCCUCCCCGUUUGGCUGCUUUCUCUUCUGAACAUCCUGGGCUUUUCGUCUUCUCAAAUCUGCAGAAAGCUUCACUGUUUAUCAGAUCUUUUCAUUACAGGAGAAAUUAUUUGAGUUUCUUUAAACCCUUCUCUUCACAUUUGCAUGUGUUGGUGCAACGUUAGAGUUUAGAGAACCAGCUGCAAAGCCACGCUUUAGUCUGCAUGCCUCAGACUCCUGCUGUACUUCUGUUAAACACGUUCUGUUGGUGGUGGCGGCAUCUAACAGUUUUUGUCCCAAAUCUGGAUUUAAUCCUCAUUCCAUAAGUUUAGACUCCAACUGACACUAAAUAUUCCCACCGCUGCAGUCCAACCCCUACCUUAUGAAGGCUACCAGCCCUACAACCCUGCUGCUGCCACCGCUAAUGGCCACCAGGGAGAUGAGGAUGAGGAGGAAGACCAGGAACCCUAUUACCAUGGUUACCCCUCUCAGUACCCACAAGAAGCCUCUCAGUUUUCGUAUGGUCACCAUGGUUACCACCUGGGCCACUCUGAGGAUCUGGAGCUGAGGUCACCGGGCGUGGCAAGCAGGUAUCCACGUGAUGUCGACCCGAAGAACAAAGGAGAAACAGAAAAGAAGGGCGGACUCACCUCAAGUGCUUGAGCCCUAAAAGCUACAAAACACACACACACACACACACACCUGGAACUGUGGUGACAGCACCAGUUGAACCUGUAAAUAAGUGGACGCUGUACAUUUGUGUAAAAGCGAAGUCCAAAAAGUGCCUGAUCCACAUUUGUGUCGUCUGGUGAAAACAUGAGAGCCGUUCUCUCACCCUCUCACAGCCGACUGCAGGAUUAAACCCUUUAUUUGAUGUUGAAGCCGCAUGUUUCCUGUGAGUCUAACUGGGAACGUGCAUCUUGUUUUCAUUUCAACUCGCCUGUUUAGAUUGCUGAGAAUGAAAACAUGACAUUUGUACAGACUGCUUUCUUCUACUGUUUAAUAAUGACACCCCCCCCCCCCCCCCCCCCCACACACACACACCCCAUGUCCUUAAUUCAACGUGUAAAGAGUGAAAAGUUGCUUCUCCACACGGCUCUGGGUUUGCCUCCUCGGCCUUUUCUUUGCUUCGCUGUUUGGAAAUUAUUUAAAAAUUAAAUUGUGAAUGAAUGAAAUCCUUUUUUGGGAGCGGUUACACCAUCUCAUUCUUGUCACAUGGGUGAAUUUUAUUUCAGGUUUUCAAAAUAAAAUUCCAACAAUAAUAACAAAUCUGUGCAGUUGUGUGUGCAGCCGGUUCCCCUUUUCUUAUGCAAAUCGGAGCCACUCACUGUGGAGGCUGAUCGGUGACGGGAGCACGACCUCUCGCUGAAAGAAAACAAAACCUGAAGAAAGUUACGGUGGGU
Messenger RNA from Nothobranchius furzeri (turquoise killifish), 7484 nucleotides. It is a transcript of the gene col14a1a, whose product is annotated as collagen, type XIV, alpha 1a. The record is from RefSeq and is a predicted model, not a curated record. Gene Ontology annotation, cellular component: interstitial matrix. NCBI's taxonomy places the organism in Eukaryota, Metazoa, Chordata, Actinopteri, Cyprinodontiformes, Nothobranchiidae. Gene Ontology annotation, molecular function: protein binding.